AACCUCAUCGUGAAAGAUGUCACAGACACGUUCAAACGACCCCUCUCGUAAAGGGCUCGUACAGAAGAACCGCUUGAUAUCGCCAAUUAUAACGGUUGUCCGCCGCUUUGGUACGAAGAUGGCAAUGUUGUGCUCGUUGUAGAGGGCUCCCCCCUCCGGGUGCACCGGCCGAUACUUUCUCAACAAUCUACAGUCUUCCGCGAUAUGUUCGAGCUCGCCCAGGCGACUAGCACGGAUAUCAUUGAAGGAUGCCCAAUUGUUCAUAUGCCAGAUUCUGUUCAUGAUCUGACAUAUUUCAUCACAGCGUUGUAUUCUGGCUGAAAUGAGCCCUACUUUAGGACAGGUUGUUCCGCACCUCUUGAUCAAGUCGCAGCCUUUCUCAACUUAGGUCGAAAAUAUGAUGUUCAGUACCUCGUUGAAGAGGCUCUGCGUCGUUUGGAAAUUGACUGCCCAACCUCAUUCACCAAAUUCAAGAAAAUGCGAGGUCUUCCGCAGCCGGCGAUUGAAGAAUUUAACACCGGGGGAAAAUACAUUGCGAUUCUAAAUCUCGCGCGAGAGCAUAACCUCACCGACAUCUUACCUUGGUGCCUUUAUGCAUGCGCUCAGCUUUCAUGGGAGACCUUGGUUCAAGGAGUAAUUACACCUCGUGGACAAAAGGAGAAGCUCAGCGAGGAUGAUCUUGUCAGGUGUUUGAAGGGGAGGGAAGAACUCAUCUGUGACUCCAUUCAUUCAGCAAACACUUUCAAUGAUGAAGAAACUGCUUGUUUCGGCGGUGAUUGCGCAAAUAUUCUAGACCAAAUGGUGGAUAUCUGUAUAUCCGCAAAGGAAUUCAUCAAUCCUGAUCCUCUGGGGAUCACGGCUGAUGGAUACCAGCUGAAAAAUAAGCAUCUUUGCAGGAAGUGUGUGGAGCAUUUCACCAAACUGCCAGAAAUUGAUCGGAAGGUUACUUUCGAAAAGCUGCCAAAAUACUUUGGCCUAACUCACUGA
This is a messenger RNA of Somion occarium, 987 nucleotides long. The record is from the annotation of a GenBank genome assembly. Lineage: Eukaryota; Fungi; Basidiomycota; Agaricomycetes; Polyporales; Cerrenaceae.